Messenger RNA from Talpa occidentalis (Iberian mole), 687 nucleotides. It is a transcript of the gene TPD52L3, whose product is annotated as TPD52 like 3. Lineage: Eukaryota; Metazoa; Chordata; Mammalia; Eulipotyphla; Talpidae. The record is from RefSeq and is a predicted model, not a curated record. Gene Ontology annotation, cellular component: cytoplasm.
AUGGAUUCUUUGGAGCUAGUAUCUCAGCACACCAGGAGAGACUCUGUUCACAUAGGCCUAGAUUUGAAAUCUGCAGGUCAAGAUUAUUUCUCCACCAGUCAUGACUUAGGGUCUUCCUACCAAGAAUUAGACCUGGACUCCCUUAACAAAGAUAUUUUUUCCCAGUUCAUGACAGAGACCUCGGAGGGCACUUAUGAAUCCCACCCAACUGCUAAACUAGGGGUUCUUACAGAGGCCAACCAAAACGAGCUCAAAUCUGAGCUCACUAAAUUGAAAGCAUAAAUUGUUAGCCUGCAUCAGGCUCUGGCAGCCAAAGAGAGAUGCUGCGUGGAGCUCCACAGGCAGCUGGGUCUCACAGUCUUGGUAGGUCUGAGGGGGAAUCUGUCCAAGAGCUGGUAGGAUGCUCAGAAGUCCAAUGCAUUCAUGAAACAAAAGAUGUCGCUGUCCACGAUGGGCUCUGCCAUCUGCAGAAAGCUUGUAGAUAAGAAGUCAACCACAUUCAGAUCCUGUGAAGGUCUAAUGGGGACAAUCAAGUCCAGAGUGGCAGGUUGCAAAGAACUUGGCAGUGACUGCCUUUCUAUAUCAGAGAGGAAUAGGAAUGAUUUGCUCCCAGUUUCAGGGACUAUGGAUCAUCCCCUCUCUUGGGAUCAUUUCUCUUCAGAGAGUGGGAAUAAUCCGGUUCUAUAA